Molecule: messenger RNA, 909 nt
Organism: Dendrobium catenatum
Lineage: Eukaryota; Viridiplantae; Streptophyta; Magnoliopsida; Asparagales; Orchidaceae
Exons: 1
Coding region: 1-909 (302 amino acids)
Molecular function (GO): zinc ion binding; nucleic acid binding
Source: RefSeq, a predicted model, not a curated record
AUGGGUUUGGAUUGCUUUCUCUGUUGGUUCGAGAAUGCAACUGCGAGGGAUAAUGUCCUUAUCGGUGGUCCGUGGUACGUGGCUGGCCAAAUCAUUGGGGUGGAUCAAUGGACCAUUGGAUCCAAGCCCAAUUCAGCUAGGAGCUUCUCUUCACCUGUCUGGCUUCGACUCCCUAACCUGCCUCUGGAGUACUGGGAUUCGGACAACUUGGCCAGGUUGGCGACCGGGGUGUGGGAACCGCUACUCAUGGAGGAGCAGACUAACACAUGGAAUCGGUGUGCUUUUGCACGUAUAUGCGUCCGCAUUGAUCUUUCCAAGAAAUUACCCAAGGGAGUAUGGGCUCAGGGGUUGAAAGGGGCUUUUUUUCAACCCAUAAAAAAAGAAGGCAUCCCCCUAAUAUGUAUGUCGUGUGGCAAGGUUGGUCAUAAAAUGGAGGGGUGCAGGGAAAUUCCACCACAGUCCAAGAAUGAUAUGGCGACUAGGGGGCCUGCCACUCAGGCACCUACAGGACAUUUAAAUCAUAUGGAAAUUGAGGGAGGACCGGAUGCUGCUUCCCCUUCUAUGGCUGAUGAUCCAGGGGAAUGGACAAUCGUUAAUAGGAGGAGACGACCCAACAAGCGGAACGCGACCAAUCCGAACAAUAAUGUGACAAAACCUUCUAGUGGAAGUAAGGUCUGGCAGGUUGUGAACAGAGGGAAUACUUCCAUGGAGAUUCAGGAGCCUUUAUUACCCACCGACCGUGGGAAUAAAGCUGGGACUCAUAUAUUGAACAAGAGGCUUUCUGUUGGGGACAAAGAUGUCCGUGGUAAAGCUCCGGCUGGGAAUGAGGUUACAAAGGUGGGGGGCCUUAUGGCUCACAUAGCAACAGUGAUGGUUCAAUCAAGUUGGCGCCGUUGCCGAGCAAGAUAG